Python bivittatus (Burmese python) is the source of this 5464-nucleotide messenger RNA. The record is from RefSeq and is a predicted model, not a curated record. NCBI's taxonomy places the organism in Eukaryota, Metazoa, Chordata, Lepidosauria, Squamata, Pythonidae.
UUCUGUGCUGUGAGCUUGGCUGCAGAACUGCCAAUUAAAUAGCAGAGAAGAAUGCUCAGCUCAGCAGGUUACUAUGGGGAAAGGGCUAUCUCAUGACCUCGUGGCUCUGUGCAUGGAGCAGAUGAAGACACAGUUGUUUAUAGACCCUUCCAGCAGCAUUGUUUUUUAAUUGAGAUUCACAGGAUAUAACACAAAAGAUUUGGAACUCCUUUCUCCAUUGGGCUUAGGAGGGGGAAUAAUGGUCCUCCUGGAAUUCACUGCAGAUUUCCCCAGACUCUGAAGUGCUGGGGAGUAAAAUCGGUCAUCUUCAAUUGUUCAGUAAAGACCCAGACAAUGAACUAUGUGGGCCAAAUUGCUGAAUCUGUGUUUGGCACUGUGAAGGAGCUGUACAAGGGUCUGAAUCCAGCCACACUCACGGGCUGUAUUGAUGUCAUUGUGGUAAGGCAACCAGAUGGUUCUUUGCGUUGUUCACCUUUUCACGUGCGCUUUGGGAAGCUGCGAGUUCUGCAUUCCAGUGAAAAAGUGGUUGACAUAGAAAUCAAUGGAGAGCCAGUCAAUCUGCAUAUGAAACUGGGUGACAAUGGAGAAGCCUUUUUUGUCCAGGAGACAGAAAAACAAAAGGAGAGAAUCCCAACCUUCUUAUGCACAUCUCCCAUCCCUUCUGAGAAAAGCAUAGAUGCUGUGGCCAAAUCUGCCAAUUUGUAUGGGAACUCUGAUGGCCUGGGCUUAGACACAGCUGUUCGUAAGAAAAGACGGCGCAAGAAGAAGCCAAAGAAAAGGGAGUCACCUGCCAAUUCAACUUCAGAAGAAGAAGGGACUGAAAGUGAGAGGUCUCUGGAGGAGAAGCGGAAAUUGCUGACUUCCAACAACACACUGUACUACUCCUUUGGGGAUGUUCAGAAAGAAGAUGGUGGGACUCUACAACUUCAAGAAGCACAUCCAUACUCUGAUGGAGAGCUGGCUCCCCUGCAGAGCCUUUCUCCAAAUUGUUCGUCUGCUCCAAAAAGCGACUCUGAAUUGGAAAUCAGAAAUCCUGAACUGCCACUUGGUUCUGAAUCCCAGCUACAAUGGUCCUGGGGAAGACUGCCAGAGGUGAGCAAAUCAGACCGUGUAGAAGCAAUCAAGCCUGUCCCAAAUGUCUCUGCAACAGCAGCCAAUGACCCAACCACCAUUACCCCUGUGGACAAGACAACUCGCUUUGUGGCUAUUACAGCUGGCUCAGAAAGUGACCUGGGAACAGUUGAUUCUGAUGAUACAUCAUCUUCUCCCAUAAUUAGGCCAACCCCUGUUUUUCCUUCUGGAAAUGGACUUCUGGGAGGUGAAGGCUCCUGUCCUUCCAUAUGUAUGCCUGGAAACCAACUAGACACUGAUCAUGGACUUCCAGGAGAUACACAAGUAAUAGCAGCAGUUGGAGAGGAUGAUGGACCAAAUUCCAUCAAGGAGACAACUAUGCAGACUCCAUAUCUAGAUUUGGAAGUACCUUCUCUGAAGAAACCUUUGUCAAACAUAGAGCCCUGCAGUGGUCCAGAGGUGAACCAGGAUAAAAGAAGGAGUUCCAUGAAGAAAAACCCUCAUCUGGGACCUACUGAUAUUUAUUUAGACGAUAUCUCAAACUUGGAUGCGGAGCAAUUAGCACUUUAUUUCCCCAAGAGUGAUGCUGAGCUGAAUUGCCCACGAGCACAGUCUGAUCCUGGCAUCUUCUCUCAUCCCCACAUGCUGGGUGGUGCAAUUGGUGACAACAGUACAGAGACUUUUUUGGAAUCUAUAGAACAUAGCCUGAUGCCCCCCAUCCUCUUGUCUCUCUGUGGAGGUCUUGGGGAUGAUGGAGAGUUAUCUCAUGCAGAGAAGUUUAUGAAGCAUAUAGUGUCCUAUCAGGAGUUUGCAGAGAACCCAGCAAUUCUUGAAGACCCAAAUUUGGUAAUACAGAUCCAAAAGAAAUAUUACAAUUGGGCAGUUGCAGCUCCGAUGGUUCUCUCACUACAGGCAUUCCAAAAGAAGCUUCCCAAAAAUACUGUUGACAGAUUGAUGAAAGAGAAGAUGCCCAAGAAAGGUGGAAGGUGGUGGUUUUCUUGGAGGCGAAAAGAAUUUUCAAAUGAGGAGCAUGAAGUCAGUGCCCGGAAGUACAACAGAGUAGGCAAGAAUCAGGAGGGCACUUCUCUUCAGAGGAGGGGAAAUGAUUCAUCCAGUGAUGAUGAUGCUGUAUCCUCACGUCAAGGAGACAGAUUCAUACCAGAUGCUAUUACACAGAAAUUUCUUCCAACUUACAAGAAAUCCUUAAGACUUUCUUCUGAUCAAAUUAAAAAGCUGAACCUGAGAGAUGGGCCCAAUGAGGUAGUAUUCAGUGUAACCACUCAGUACCAGGGCACAUGUCGUUGUGAAGCUAACAUUUACUUAUGGAAUUGGUAUGACAAGGUGGUAAUCUCUGAUAUUGAUGGCACCAUCACCAGGUCUGAUGCUCUAGGGCAUAUCUUGCCACAUUUUGGGAAAGACUGGACCCACCAAGGCAUCGCUAAGCUCUUCCAUAAAAUCCAUCUCAACGGGUACAAGUUUCUCUAUUGUUCAGCCAGAGCUAUUGGCAUGGCACACAUCACCAAAGGAUAUUUAGAAUGUGUCAAUGACCAAGGUUGGAUGCUCCCCAAAGGACCCAUCCUGCUUGCACCUAGCAGCCUCUUCUCAGCAUUCCAUAGGGAAGUGAUUGAGAAGAAGCCGGAAGUGUUCAAAAUUGCCUGUCUGGCAGACAUCCAAAAUUUAUUUGAUUCCAACAGCCAGCCCUUCCAUGCUGCUUUUGGGAACAGACUAAGUGAUGUCUAUGCCUACAAAAAAGUGGCAUUACCAGAAUCCCGUAUAUUCACUGUGAACCCCAGAGGGGAGUUGACCCAGGAACUGAUAAAAAUUACAAAAUCCACGUAUGAGCGUCUGGGUGAGGUGGUAGAAUUUCUCUUUCCACCUAUUGGUGAGGAUGUCGUUGCUUCCCUGGCUCGUCCGGAGUUCAGCCAGUUCUGUUACUGGAAAUCAACCCUGCCUACCAUAGACUUUGAAGACUUUGUCUGAUUGCUCAGAACCAGCAUUAUCUCCCAAAGAAUCCUUAACUAUUGGUCAUCCAAUCUGAUGGAUAGGCAGCAAACUACAGCUUGCUAUUUCUCCCCCAGUAUGCAAAGUACACGGCCUUUUGAAAGGUUGUGCGUUUGUCUGUAGUGGGUAAGGAGCAUCUUGGGUGGAAAUGUGGCCUUUCAACCCAAGAUUUGACAUAUAUGUUGUAUGAUUGAGUGCCUUUUCAAGAAAACUGUGCAUUUGUGAUGUCUUUAAGUGAUUGUACUCUGGUCUUAUUCUUAGAUUGCUAAGAGUCUUCAUGAAUGUUAGUAAGGGAUGCAAGUCCCCGCUACUUCCAUCCCCCAGUGUUAGGGGUCAACAGAACUCAGGCAAUAGAAGAGCCUGCUUAUACAGAACACUCUUCUUCCAUUACCAUUUACCAACACAAUGUUUCAAAGCCUACCAAAUCAUGUUUCACCUAGAUGAUAGUAUGCUAAAAGAAAUGAUACUCUUUUCAUAUUGCGUUCAGUUCUCUGCUGGCCUUGUUCUUUACAGUAGCAUCUAAUACUAAUAGAAUAUUCUUUAAACAUUAUUUCUAACCUCUGUGGCUUUUUAAAAAAUAUUGCCUACUGCUGUUCUGAACUAGACCCCUGGUUUUACAGAGCCUCUCCUGGAUCCUGAACUCUGUCUCUUGAUUGUAGCAACAGGCAUCAAUCCCAUGACUUGCUACAAUGGGAUAUUUUAAAUCAUGUCAACAAGGAAAAAUGUAGCAUUUGAUCUUAAGGUGAUUAAUGGCUACCAAAUGCAUUUCUUUAUGGAGUUAUGAUAUCUUUUGCAAUCUCUUUGGUUAGAGAUCUAGUGAAACACCAAAUGUCCGUUAGCAGGGGUAGUUCUGAAAAUCAAACAUUACACAUUCCUUAUCAUAAGGGCAGUAAUAAUAAAGGUGGAAAAAGUGCAAAAAACCUUAAAAUAAAUCCUUAAGUCAUUCUGUAGGAUUUGUGCAGAUUUUUUUCCGCUGGACAUUGAUAUUUUUGCUGUGAAUUUAAUGAAAAUUAGAUUCAGGGGACCAGUUCUUGUUCUACCUUACAUGUGAUUUCCUCCUUUGCAAACCUAGGUCAGAGUACAAUGAACUAAGAAGGGUUAGUUUCACUCAAGUCCUAUGAGCCAUUUAUUAUAUCGAGGCAUCUGCCAGUCCAUAAUGAAUACAAAUUGGAGCAGAAAGUAUAAAAUCUGUGACUAUAUGCAACAUUUUAUGAAUCUCUUGUGGUCUUCAUUAGAACUUGUUUUCUAUCAAGUAAGAGGAGAUUAUUCAUAGUUGUGAAGUAUAUGCUCUGUGUGUGGGAAAUGCCAAGUUCAGACUUUGGCAUCUUCAGUUAAAAGGAUCAGAUAGUAGGUGACAUGAACAGUCUCAACCCCAGUCCCUGGAAAAACUGCAGAAGGUAUUUUCAUAAACCCUAUGUAAAACUAUUAUGUUUAUCAUCAGUGUUGCUGUGUGGUAUCCUAAGCAAUAAUGACUUCCAGUUUUUAGUCCCGAUACUAUUUAAACAUUGUUCUAAUAUUAUCACAUUUUGGAAUCUGUGUUGAUAAUGUAGAGAUCAUUCUUAUCAUUCUAGAGAUUGGGAUCAUCUGCUGAAGCUAAUGGUGAGAUAUUCAAAAUAAAGGGAAAAUCUGGACUAUUGCAGAGAACACAUCGUUAAAACUGUGGAAUUUCCAUCUGUAAAAUAUGAUAGCCACCACCAAGUUAGAUAAAGAGGGAUUAGACAAAUUUGUGGUAGGUAAGGCAGUUUGUGGCUGUUAGUCAUGUCAGUCAUACAGUAUUUUCAGGAUAGAAGUAGCACCUUUCUGAGCACUAUUUGCUAGAGAAGAAAUUUUGGAGCAGGCUUUAGUUGUUAUGUUUACCUAUAGUCUUCUCAUAGACAUGCAGUUGGCCAGUCCAGGGAGUAGAAUAUUGUAUAAUGUAGAUCGUGAUCUGAUCCUGUAACCUGGUUAUAAAUAUAGUUACUAAAAAAAUUGAUAGAGAUAAUUGCAAAGUUUGGCAAACAUUACCUGGAUGCCAGUAUUUCUGAGAGAUAAUACAAAUAAUAAUAAUUCUGUAUUUGAUGUUAUUUGGUCUCAUUAGAAUGGCAGCCAUGUUGCUUGGCAAUUAAUGCAAACAGAUCAGAUUUGAAGUAUUAGACAAACCUGAUAACCAUCAUUGGUUAUCUGAAAGUCAGUUGCAUUAAAGCCAGUUAGAUAUAGAAUGAAUUUAUAGAACCCUCUCACUAUGAGACCCUAAAUCUAAAAAGACCUUGCUUGUACAAUUCCCAGCAAUCAAUGCUGUUUCAGUACUAUGCCCGGGCCUGAAUCCUGACUGAAAAGGCUCCAGAUAAUCCAUAUCCUUCACAGCCUCUGAAGCUGCAGCCCAACCACCAUCUCCACCACCUUCUCUAAAAAA